UAAAUUAAACAAAUAGAAGGCAAUUGCCACAAUCCACUUGAAGAUUCAUAAUGUCAAACAUAGAUAACAUGGCAGGCACCAAAGUAAGCCUGAAACUUGUGGUAGACAAAAAGAAGCAACAACUGCUCUUUGCUGAAGCAGAGAAAAAAUUUGUUGAUUUCCUCUUCACCAUUUUCAGUUUGCCCGUUGGAACAGUCACCAGGCUCCUCAGAGAGGAAGGAAUGGUAGGCUGCUUGCCAAGCCUCUACAAGAGCAUUGAAAAUCUGAGCGAUGAUUGCUUUCAGCUUGACCGGAACAAAGAUUUCCUGUUAAAGCCCAGAGUAGUCAUUCCUGGUCUUAAAGCCCCCCUCCUCUUGCCAAACGAUGAGUUGUUUACAUGCAGGAAAAACUCAGAAACUAUGUGCAGGAACAGAGGUUGCAGUGCGUAUCGAAUCCGCGAAAUCAGUUAUAAGCAGGGGGAAUCGUCAUGUUCUUCGUGCAGUGAUUUCAUGAACAAAAUCUCAAAAGAGGGAGGUUACGUGAAAGGGAUGGUUUCGUACAUGGUGAUGGAUGAUCUGGAGGUGAAGCCCAUGUCCACCAACUCCGGUAUCACUCUGCUUAGAGAGUUCAAUGUGAAGGCAGCAGGGGAUGUUGAGGAGAAAGUGGUGUAUUUGGGAAUGGAUGAGGGUUUGAAGUUGCUCAAGGCUUCUCUGCAAUCGAAGACGGUCCUGACUGAUGUCUUCCUUCCAAUUCAUCGAGCACAUUAAAGGCGGCCCAACAUAUGCAAAUUAAUUAAAAGAAGCGAGUGUUUAUCCAAAUGAUGUAUCUAUGAGAUUGCUAAUUAGGCGUUGUUUUGUGUUUUUUGUGAAGAAUCAUUAUGCUUUAUGAAAUCAGUAAUUAGUU
Messenger RNA from Corylus avellana, 882 nucleotides. RefSeq lists its product as uncharacterized. The record is from RefSeq and is a predicted model, not a curated record. NCBI's taxonomy places the organism in Eukaryota, Viridiplantae, Streptophyta, Magnoliopsida, Fagales, Betulaceae.